Messenger RNA from Prunus armeniaca (apricot), 615 nucleotides. NCBI's taxonomy places the organism in Eukaryota, Viridiplantae, Streptophyta, Magnoliopsida, Rosales, Rosaceae. The record is from the annotation of a GenBank genome assembly.
AUGGCGGAGAAAGCCAACCAGACUUACUCUUCAGGACCAGCAAAUACAGGUUACACAAGAAGCGAUGGAGAGUCUCAGCUGUCCUCUCAUGAGCUGAAGCGCAAGAAGAGAAUCAAAUUGGCUAUAUAUAUUGCUAUUUUUGUUGUGUUUCAGAUCAUAGUUAUCACCAUAAUGAGUCUCACUGUGUUGAAAGUAAAGACCCCAAAGUUCAGGCUAGGCCAAAUCGGCGUCCAAACCUUUGAAUCUGACAAUGAAACGUCUGUGAAAUUCAACACCGAAAUCAGCAUAAAGAACUCAGCCAACUGGGGUUCCUACAAGUUCGAAGCUUCCAAUGUCACGUUUGAACACCAAGGCAAGACUGUGGGAGUAAUUGAUAUCGAAAAGGGAAAGGUUGGAUGGCUUUCGACCAUAAAAAGAAGUGUGGAGGUGAGUUUGAAUUCAAGUGCAAUAACUGGUUCAAAUCUUGGAAGCGAAGUGACGCUCAAUUGCGUUGGUAGAUUGAACGGAAAAGUUGCAAUUAUGUUCAUAAUGAAGAAGAAGAAGGCUACCAACGUGAACUGCACCAUAGCUUAUGAUGUGAAAAACACCUCCGUCAACUCUGUACACUGCAAGUGA